Molecule: messenger RNA, 969 nt
Organism: Danaus chrysippus (African queen)
Lineage: Eukaryota; Metazoa; Arthropoda; Insecta; Lepidoptera; Nymphalidae
Source: the annotation of a GenBank genome assembly
AUGUCAGAAGUGAAUGAAUUUAGUAAAUAUGACGAUGUUUUGACAUCGAUAUUAGUAAAUGAGAAGUCAAUAUUAGGAUUUCUAUCUGCAAUAUUUAAUUUCCUAGCUCGACGAACUGAUUUUUAUUAUGUUCCUGAAGGACCUUACGAGAACAUGGGCUUUCCACCAGGGGUAGCUGAAGAACUGGUGCUUAAAGUGUUGCGUAAAUGUGAUCCAAAAGGAUGGACCGACAGCACAAAAUCUGCAGAUAUUAACAACGAAAUCAUGUGUUCAACGGUUGCCCAGGAGGUAGAAAUUGCUGCUGAAGAAGAUGACUCACCACAAGAGUCUGAUAAACUUGAUCCAGAAACUCAUCUUGGUGAAAUGAAUCAAGGAGAUAAUAUAGAUGUAUCAAAAGAUGACAGAUCUGUGUUUCCAGAAGAUUAUGAACCACCAUACAUUCCAGUACAAAAGAGCAGUGAGUCUUACAAUGGGGCUAUAAGAGAAAAUUACUCUUGGGCACAGACUAUUACUGAUUUAGAUGUAACACUGAAAUUACCACCAGAUAUAAAGCCAAAAGCAUUAAAAGUUACAAUAAAUCCUGGAGAUAUUUCUGUUUCAUACGCCAAUAAUGUAAUUAUCAAAGAUUCCCUCCCAUAUAAGAUAAAGACUAUGGAAAGCUUUUGGAGUGUGAGUGAAGGGAAAAUGUUAAUUCAUUUAGAAAAGGUACAAGAAAGAUGGUGGAACAAAUUCCUUUCUGGAGAAGAGGAGAUAGACCUAUCUAAAAUUGAUUGUUCAAGACCUUUGGAUGAUUUGCCAGAAGAUCAUGUUGCUAAGGUAAGGGAACUGCAAUGGAAUCAGGAACAAAAGAUGAAAGGCCUUCCGACUAGUGAUGAAAUAAGAAACAUUGAAAUACUCAAAAAAGCCUGGAAUAUAGAUGGAUCCCCCUUCAAAGGAACAGAAUUUAAUCCUAAUGUACUCAAAAAAUAA